Molecule: messenger RNA, 1932 nt
Organism: Gastrolobium bilobum
Lineage: Eukaryota; Viridiplantae; Streptophyta; Magnoliopsida; Fabales; Fabaceae
Product: LEAF RUST 10 DISEASE-RESISTANCE LOCUS RECEPTOR-LIKE PROTEIN KINASE-like 1.2
Exons: 4
Coding region: 121-1734 (537 amino acids)
Biological process (GO): protein phosphorylation
Molecular function (GO): ATP binding; protein kinase activity
Source: RefSeq, a predicted model, not a curated record
UAUAUCAAUGUCAGCUUGGACUUUUCUUUCUUCAACUACACUUCCAAUGAUCAUAACUAUACUUUGUUAUAUGACUGCAAUCCUUUUCCUUUUACACCUCCUGCGAAUUUCGACCCUACUAUGGAAUUUACCUGCCCCAAAGAUGGUGAUCCUGGUUUUGGAUACUUAGUGUUAAGUACAGAUUUGGUUUAUAUGAAUGAUCUGGGGUGCAAGAAUAACAUCACAGUUCCUGUGGCUAUCCAGAGUUCCAUUAAAGAUGUACAAAGUGUUUUAGAUGAAGGUUUUGAAGUUGGGUGGAAUGUAGUGGAUGGAGACAAAUGUGAUAGUUGCAUACAAUCUGGUGGGAGAUGUGGAUACAAUGCAUCUAUAAAUGCAUUUAUGUGCUUCUGUCUUAAUCAGCAAUCUUAUGGUGGGAUUUGUGGGAAAAACUCAGCAAGGUCACCAUUAGCAGCACCAAACCGGGCACUGUUACCACCACAUCCACCAAAAAUUCUAGAGAAGUCUAAUCCUGCUACGAAGAAAUUGAAUUCGAAGACGAUAAUCAUUAUAGGUGUUUGUUCUGCUGUGUUCGUAACACUUGUAGCGUCCAUUGCAUUUUAUUUCUAUCGGCGCCAAAAGAAGAAUAGUUAUGCAAAGUCAUAUGUACAAUCUCAGAGCUUCUCUUCUGAACCAUCUUUAAAAGAUCCUGAGAGGGGAAGUCAAUACUUUGGAGCACACCUCUUUGCAUACAGUGAACUUGAAGAGGCCACAAACCACUUUGAUUCAUCCAGAGAACUAGGAGAAGGGGGUUUUGGGACAGUGUAUUUUGGCAAACUGCGAGAUGGACGUUGUGUUGCAGUGAAGAGGUUGUAUGAGAACAAUUGCAGGAGAGUGGAGCAAUUCAUAAAUGAAGUUCAAAUCCUAACUAGGUUAGUCCACCCAAAUCUUGUAUCACUAUAUGGAUGCACUUCUCGACACAGCCGUGAACUUCUGCUUGUAUAUGAGUACAUUCCUAAUGGAACUGUUGCUGAUAAUCUUCAUGGUGAACAAGCCAAACCUGGAACACUCUCUUGGCAUACUAGAAUGGAUAUUGCCGUAGAGACUGCUAGUGCAUUGAACUAUCUACAUGUUUCUGGCAUCAUCCACAGAGAUGUGAAAACCAAUAAUAUUCUUCUUGACAAUCACUUUCGUGUGAAAGUAGCAGAUUUUGGACUUUCACGUCUUUUUCCAAACGAUCUCAGUCAUGUUUCAACAGCUCCACAAGGGACUCCAGGUUAUGUGGAUCCAGAGUAUCAUGAGUGCUACCAGCUUACUAACAAAAGUGAUGUUUAUAGCUUUGGAGUAGUGUUGAUUGAGUUGAUAUCAUCCUUGCCUGCUGUUGAUAUCACAAGGCAUAGGCAUGAAAUCAAUUUAUCCAACAUGGCCAUUAACAAGAUUCAUAACCAGGCAUUGCAUGAGCUUGUGGAUCCAACUCUUGGGUUUGAAUCAGAUUACAAGGUAAGGAAAAUGAUAAAUGCUGUAGCUGAAUUAGCAUUUCAAUGCUUGCAAAGUUCCAAAGAUGUGAGGCCUUCUAUGGAAGAAGUGUUUAAUACUCUCAAGUAUAUACAAAGUGAUGGAAAAUAUAAAAGCCAACCCGAGGUAAUGGAUAUCUCAAGCUCAACAGAAAAUGUUGUGUUGCUGAAGGAUGACCCACCUCCACCAUCACCAGAUUCAAAUGCUGUGAGCAAGUCUACAACACCAAAUGCUAGUGGAUAAAGGAACCUUCUUUUACGUUUCUACUUGUUAACCUUAUCUAGGUUUACAUACAUAAGUAGAGACAGCAUCAACUGGUAGAAUAUACCCAGUUAAAGUCUGAAUUCUGUCAUCUACUGAUGCGAAUAACCUUUUAAAAUUGAUAUGUUUGUAUAGAUGAUAAAGCUUCCUUAGUUAUGAAAUUUCAUCUUUUAAAUGAUU